This is a messenger RNA of Cherax quadricarinatus, 1703 nucleotides long. It is a transcript of the gene snRNP-U1-C, whose product is annotated as small ribonucleoprotein particle U1 subunit C. The record is from RefSeq and is a predicted model, not a curated record. Gene Ontology annotation, molecular function: pre-mRNA 5'-splice site binding; zinc ion binding. Lineage: Eukaryota; Metazoa; Arthropoda; Malacostraca; Decapoda; Parastacidae. Gene Ontology annotation, biological process: spliceosomal snRNP assembly; mRNA 5'-splice site recognition; mRNA splicing, via spliceosome. Gene Ontology annotation, cellular component: nucleus; U1 snRNP.
UAAACUACUUUACUGUAUACUGCAGAAAAGCAAGAAAUUUGUAUUUGUAUUAAUAUUUAUAUUUGUGUUGUGAGUGAAUGUUGCGGCGGCCACAGUGUUUACCAGACGCCGCCACAACACAGUCAUGCCCAAAUACUACUGUGAUUACUGUGACACAUACCUCACACAUGACUCCCCCUCAGUACGGAAGACUCACUGCCAAGGACGAAAACACAAAGAAAAUGUAAAGAUAUAUUACCAAAAGUGGAUGGAGGAGCAGGCUCAGUCUUUGAUUGAUGCAACAACCGCUGCAUUCAAAGCAGGGAAGAUACCUAAGGGAGCAGCAAUUCCACCACCAGCCAACAUGCAGGGGGGCCCAGGAGGUCCAGGUGGGCCAGGAGGUCCUGGGGGUCCAGGGCCUCAGAGCAUGGGUGGGCCAGGAGGUCCUCCAAGAGGUCCAGGUAUGGGGAACAUGGGACCACCAGGCAUGGCUGCUGCAAACAUGCCAGGCAACAUGGGUAUGCCCCCAAUGGGUCCACGAGGACCCAUGAUGGGACCACCAAUGAUGGGCGGCCCUCCAGGUCCAGGCAUGCCACCAGGCAUGAUGCCAGGUAUGCGACCUCCAAUGGGUGGUCCCAUGGGGCCAAUGAUGAUGGGCCCUGGUGGAAUGAGACCUCCUAUGAUGGCUGGACCUCCACAAAUAAGACCAUAGAUAUUUUUAUAAACUUGUGGUGGAGUCUGAAAUUUUAUACAUGAGACUUUUUGAGUUGGGUGACCUCAGAUUUUAGAAGACACUUGUACAAUAUUUGGAUUAUUGAAAUAUAACAGACAGCUUACUGUGCAUUAUUAAUGCAUAUAUGAAUAGGAGAACUCUUGCUUAUAACACUUUUCAAGAGUAAACCCUAUGGAGUUUGCUUUAUUUAUCUUAGUGACAUUGAAUUACCAGUACAAUGGGUUCACACUUAUGAUGUUAAUUCGUCCAAGAAAUUUUUUUUGUAAGUUAAGUGCUUGGAACACUGAACCAAUUUUUCCAUAGACUCCCAUGUUAUAAUUGGAACUGCACUCCUGAGCCAUAAUAUUCUGUAUCCACUUUUGGUUAUUAACCAAGAAUCUUAACCCACUCUUUUUACCUUCAGUGUUCUUCCUUAUUGCUUACAAAUAGCAUAACAUUGUUAAAUUAAUUUAUAUGUUACCUAUACAGAACAGAGCUACAAUACAGUAUACAGUACAUGUGUAAUGGUAGAAGCUGGACUGUCUCCCUCUUUCUCAUUCUCGCUCAUAUAUUUUGACCCACUCUUAUAUCUAACAUGAUACUCUUUACAUAUGCUCACCCCCUUCCUGCUGUCAUUGAGUAUAGUGUGGGAGGACUUGACUGACAUGUAGUGGUGGGCAGCAACUGGACCACUCUCUCAUUUUCUCUUACUCUCUCAUCUCUCAAGCUGCUCACCACUUCCUCAGCCAUUAAAAACAUGAACUGCACACUUUCAUAAAAAGAGCAUAUACAGAUUACCAAUGCAUUUGAUAAUUUUUUUUUAAUUCAGUUUUAAAAUCAUAAAUAUUAAAUUGUAGUUCUUGACCAGUCUGUCAAACAAAUGCCAGCUGUCUAUGUGCAUUAAAUGAACAUACAAAGUAUGAAUGCUUUUGGUAAAAAACAAUGAGAAUUUAUUUGCAAUCAUUUUUUUUAUUUUUUUUUUUAUUAUCACACCGGCCGAUUCCCACCAAGG